Alternaria atra is the source of this 1122-nucleotide messenger RNA. RefSeq lists its product as uncharacterized. Lineage: Eukaryota; Fungi; Ascomycota; Dothideomycetes; Pleosporales; Pleosporaceae. Bases 1 to 1122 code for a protein of 373 amino acids. The transcript is spliced from 2 exons. Gene Ontology annotation, molecular function: hydrolase activity, hydrolyzing O-glycosyl compounds. The record is from RefSeq and is a predicted model, not a curated record.
AUGAAGCUGCUUUCAAUCCUCUCGCUUUGCGCAGCUGCGGCAGCGUUACCUGCAACAAUUGAUCUAGCACCACGAGCCUCAAUCUCAAAAGCCGAUGGCCUCAAGUUCAACAUUGACGGUGUAACCAAAUACUAUGCUGGUACCAACUCUUACUGGAUCCCUUUCCUGACAAACGACAACGAUGUCGAUGUGAUCAUGGGUCAUCUCGCCACUUCAGGCCAAAAGAUUCUCAGAGUAUGGGGUUUCAACGACGUCAAGACUAUCCCUGGUUCCGGCACAGUCUACUUCCAGUCCUUCUCGGGGUCCUCUGCCACCAUCAACACGGGCGCAAAUGGCCUCCAGCGACUCGAUGCCGUAGUCAAAGCCGCAGAAAAACAUGGCAUCAAACUCAUCAUCAACUUCGUAAACAACUGGACAGACUAUGGAGGCAUGGCCGCCUACUUUUCCGCCUGCGGUGUGAGCAGCAAUGCACAAUGGUACACAGCAGCCAAAUGCCAAGGUAUGUACCAGAGCUACAUCAAAGCCGUCGUUGGCCGCUAUCGCAACUCCAACGCUGUGUUUGCAUGGGAACUUGCCAACGAGCCCCGCUGUAACGGCUGCCAAACGUCGGUAUUGACUGAAUGGAUCCGCAAAACGAGCGAUUAUAUCCGCUCUCUCGACUCAGACCACAUGAUCACCGUUGGCGAUGAAGGCUUUGGUCUCGCUGGCGAUGGUUCUUACCCCUACCAAUUUGGCGAGGGCAUCGACUGGGAGGCAAACUUGAAGGUGGGAAAUAUUAGUUUUGGUACCUUCCAUCUCUACCCUGACAGUUGGGGCGUGAGCAAUGCGUUUGGCGACGGCUGGAUCAAGGCGCAUGCGCAGAUUUGCAAGAAGCUCAACAAGCCGUGUCUGUUUGAAGAAUAUGGGGUGCCGAAGAAGGAAGACCAUUGUCCUGUGGAGGGUGGCUGGCAGAAGACAAGUUUGUCAUUGAAGGAUAGUGGCAUGGCGGCGGAUUUGUUUUGGCAGCUGGGUGACACGGUGAAGAGUACUGGGCAGCUGACGCAUGAUGAUGGGCACACCGUCUACUAUGGCAGUGCGGAUUGGAAGUGUUUAGUUGAUGAUCAUGUCAAGGCUAUUGGGUAG